Messenger RNA from Mycena indigotica, 1494 nucleotides. RefSeq lists its product as uncharacterized. The coding region runs from base 1 to 1494 and encodes 497 amino acids. The transcript is spliced from 12 exons. The record is from RefSeq and is a predicted model, not a curated record. Lineage: Eukaryota; Fungi; Basidiomycota; Agaricomycetes; Agaricales; Mycenaceae.
AUGUCGCGACCUUCAUCCCCACGAAAGGACGACCCUGGCAAUUCUCGCGAUGCCGCACAAUUCCCACUUCCUCGCGCGUUUCCUUCGAAAUAUAUGCUCCUCAACGACGACGAGUCCGGCGAGCAAGACUUGGCCGGCCACUUUUCGACCCCCAGCGCACCGAACCAAGGCGAGAUCAGCAGUAAGGCGGACAGCCUUUUGCCACUGGAUGCGCCACAUACCCCUGCUCGUUCCCGUCGCAGCGGACGCAAAAGCCUCAGGACUCCGCCUGAUGUCCCGGUAAUAACAACGGUUCCACAAUCAGCCUUCACAUUGCUACUAGCUUCCCAUGCUCGAUUUCCUUUGAAUCCUUCCGUAUUCCACCACAGCGAUCUAUCGAACAACCUAUUUGUCCAAGCUGGAAUGGCUACGUGGACAGCUCCUGCCAACGACACUGCUAAAAACUAUACUCUGCCGACAACGUCACUUGCAAGUUCAGACGAGCCGGCUGAAGUCGAUCAGCUUGACAGCGCACCAAUGCCAGGCGCCUCAGUAGAAACGGUCCCAGAACCUCGGGCAUUUGACAAAAUUCUUCGCCAUCAAGCCUAUAAAGCUCGCAUUCAAGCUCGCCGUCAAUUUGUCACUAAUUUCCACAACAACGCAUUAUCGAAUAAAAUCUUCCUCGCGGCCUUAUCGGCGACGCGCGCAACUGCUACCCAGGACACCACACUAUCGACAACAGGAAUGAUCUCGCUUUCAAGCUCAGACGAGCCGGCUCAGAAACACGUGUUACCAUCUUCAGGCUCGGUGGAGAGCACCCAGGACGACGGUGCAACGCCGCCAACUCGCACACCACGCAAACGACUCCCUACCUCUGAACCCAAGCAAGAUCUCAGUCCGGUUUCGACAGAAGCGGCAUCUCCAAAUAAAAAGGCAACUUUUGUUAUCUCCCGCGAUGGCCCGCAGUUGACGUUUCUGGAGAUACGACUAUUGCUGACUUUUUACGACCACGCAAGUCCUACGAAGGUGUGCUCGUCACACACAACCGAACUUGCAAAGACGGCUCCGACUAGUGAAGACUCUGAAUUCAUCCAUCUCAAACCCACGGCCACUGCUGGACCAGAGCAAUCGCGACUGCUACCCUCGCCCGAUACAAUAUUGUUUGAGCAAACCACGAACGGAGGCGUAAACGAUGCUCCCGUAUUGGCAAGAGGACCAAGUUCGAGAAACGACGACAGCACCGCCAUCACCGAUGAACUCGCGAUUGCAAACUUUGCCGCCUCAACCACGAAUUCCGAUUCAGAGUACAUGGAACGUAAAGGAGUUGGGUGUACCGUCUUCGCUGCAUCACCGACAAGGGCCGAUGUACAACGUCUUAUUCGCGCCGAAGCUGAAACAGCACGAGUGACUUCCACUGUUGCUGAUGCAGCGCUGGGGAAUGGCCAGCGCCCACGUCUACAGACUACACACUCAAAUCAUUCCCGGAAUUGGAUUUACAAGUCAACGAGUUUGUAA